This is a messenger RNA of Mycena indigotica, 1191 nucleotides long. Its product is annotated as Oleate hydratase. Gene Ontology annotation, molecular function: zinc ion binding. The transcript has a single exon. The record is from RefSeq and is a predicted model, not a curated record. Lineage: Eukaryota; Fungi; Basidiomycota; Agaricomycetes; Agaricales; Mycenaceae. The coding region runs from base 1 to 1191 and encodes 396 amino acids.
AUGGCCCCAAACCUCUUUGCCUGCGACGCCUGCGCGAAGCCGAUCCCGCCCGCCGACCCCCGUGUCCGCUGCCUCGAUGCCGCAUGCCCCGAGUAUGACCUCUGCGCUGUGUGUGCCCUCGGGGAGCGGUUUACGGGACAACACACCGUCGAGCACGAAACGGUCGUCUACCGUCCCAGCGGCGGCGGCCACGUGCAGGCGGGCAUAUCCGCGCUCGCCAUAGUGCGCGGCGGAUCAGGCGCAUCGGGGCCAGGCUUUGCUCCGCCGCCGAAACGCGCCUCGACAUCCGGAGUGCCCCCGCCCCCGCCUCCCCGCCCGGCGGGCCACGGUCGGGUUCCGUCAACCGGCCCGGGGUCCCCUCGGCCGACACACACUCCACGCCCGAGUUCGACGUUCCAGCCAUCGCCAGGCGUUAGCCAGGGCGGUACUUCCGCCGGAGGGACAUCGGCCCCCGGGCCGCCGCCACAGACACCCCGAGCGGAUGGCGGUGGCUGGGGUCCGUUUUUCGCACCCGACAUGUCGCACCUACCGCCGUAUCUUAAGAUGACCGAAGCCAUCUUCGCCUACCUGGACACGGGUCGCACGGGCUACCUCGUGCCAGAAGCCUACUCCCACUUCCUCAACGACCAGAACUACGUCGGGCAGGAGAACGUGUGGAACAACAACCUGGUCGGGGGGUUUGGGCAGACGAAGGAGGACGCUGCCGACGCCGCGUUGAUGCGCGCCUACGACCUUUUCAGCAUCGAAUACAUCCUCCGUCCGCGGCCCCGAAACCCAAACGCACCGGUUGACCCGCUCACACGCCAACUCCGCGCAUCACUCGGCGGGCUGGCGGAUCAAAUGGUCCCCCCGCCCGCCUCCGGUGGCGUCAUGCCGCUGCUUACGCUGAAAGGCUUCGCCGAGAUCACCGCGAUCGAGAUCCUCGCGGACCCGUCGCGCGGCUGGGGCAACCUCUCCCGCGUGCUCAAGAUGUACGGGCUCGAGGCCGCGCUCGGCUGGGGGCCGCUCCCACGCAGUGUGUUACCGGAGGACCCGGAUCAGCGGGUGUUGGCCCGGGCCGCGCGAGUGCAGGCGACGGCUGAGGAGCGCGCGGAACGGGAAUUGCAGGCGGAGUAUACGAAGAACCGCAUCGCGAAACAGGGCCGCGAGUAUGCGUUGGCGCUGCUGGAUGACCGGCGAUAUGUAUAUUAG